This is a messenger RNA of Polypterus senegalus (gray bichir), 2328 nucleotides long. It is a transcript of the gene erich2, whose product is annotated as glutamate-rich 2. The transcript is spliced from 14 exons. The coding region runs from base 881 to 1909 and encodes 342 amino acids. NCBI's taxonomy places the organism in Eukaryota, Metazoa, Chordata, Cladistia, Polypteriformes, Polypteridae. The record is from RefSeq and is a predicted model, not a curated record.
AAGUUACAAACCCUGGACGGGAUUGCCAGUCCACAACAUAUUGGGUAUUUUACAAUCACCAAUCACUUAAUUAAAAUCAACUUAUAAAACACUUUUGCUGGACCUGACUAAGAUGCUAUGAAACUCCAACUCAAGGUGUUAAACGUCGAGCAGAAAGAUCAUCCAUCCACCUUUGUAACCAGCUGGGUCCAAUUUCAGGAUUGCUGGAAGCUUCAUGAUGGCCGAAUUGAGCAAUCAGGGACAAACCAACAUAUUUGGCUAUUUCAGAAUCAUUUAUUACGUGAUGGUAUAUUCAACUUUUAAAGGUCACAGAACAAAUUAAAAUAUAUGUAAGCUAACAUCCUGUGUCCCGGAAAUAUCGUGUGAGACAAAAAACAACCCUGGUGAAUACACUGACACAUUUAUUCACUAAUGUACAUCGGGCUUCGCAUAGUCAAUGACGCUAUGAACAGCUGAAGUCACUAUUUUUCUGCAAGAUGUUCAGGUAACUGCGCGUCUUCUUGGAAAUCAAUCAUAUCGCUUUAGUCAGCUCUAUUUAAAUGGAACUCUUAGUGUGUUAAAGCAGUCGGUCAUUAGUUAUUCUUCGUUCUUGAGUUCACUUGGAAGUGAUGACAACUGUUGUUUGAAACCAGAUGCCCCAUGUGAAAGACAUAUGCGUCUCGCCUCGGCAGGCACCCAACACGGACCCUUUAUUUCGCAAGGCUUGUUUUACCAGCCGACUCCUUUUCAUGGAAACUCCCAGCGCCCGUUCGUCGUUGCCGUGACAACGAGACUCCGUGUUUCAGAUUGCCGCUUUGCCACGCUGAGCUGCGAGGGCGGCACUUGUUUUGCGGAUUUUUUCAGGUAACGCCGUUGAUCACGAGCAGUGAAAAACACGCGGAUGAACAUGAACAGAUCACACGGCUUGGUAAAGUCGCCGAGGCAUCCAUCGAAGAUAUCGGGACAGCUUGAAGUUUUGAGUCCUGAAGAUGGAAUCAUCGUGGGACAGCUAGGAAUAAAGGCACGAAGGACCUCAUCUGAUGGCCCACUGUUGUCUCUAAAGGGAUCUGUAAAUGGCAGUCUACAAGUGCUUGAUGACAGGGAUGGUGUUCUAGUUGAGCAGUUACACACAGUGUCACGGGCAAGAAGCAGUGCAUCCAGGAAGAACUCAGAAGGCAGAAUGACCCACACACCCACAAAGCAGAUUUCAUUAAACGCACCAAAGGUUCCAUCUGACAUCUGCUUGAGAGACGCCGAGAAGCCUCUAAACAUGAAGCAGUCGGUUCAGACGCGUAACAAAGCUAUACUGCCUCCACACGUCCCAGGAGAUGCAGCAUCUGAUCUGCAUGGAAGCCAAAGCGAAACAGAGCAGAAAAUGAGUAUCUGCAAGGUCAUGAAGGGGCAGCCUAUGGAGUCAGAGAUAAACGAUGAAAAACCUGAAGAUUCUGUGGGCAGCAUCGAGCCAGUCGUUCUCUCACCCUCUGUGAACAUGUCUUCUCCAGUGAAUGUCACAAACAUUUCAACAAAAUCCCCUGGAAGUGAUGAAGGAGAAACUGACAGCACUGCAGACAGUGAGGAAGAGGAGGAGGCAGACAGUGAAGAUGAAGACAGAAAAGCUCCUAUAGAACUGCUGGGGGAGUUUCUUCAUGCAGUAAUGAAUGAAAAUUACACCUUGGCUAAUAAGCUGUGCCAAAUGAUUCUUAUUUAUGAAGCUGACAACCCAGAGGCCAAACAAUUUAUUCCACUCAUCGAGGCGAAGUUACUGAUAGAGCAAGAGCAGGAUGAACAUGAAAGCACAGAUGAAUCCAGUAGUGAAGACAGUGAUGAUGACAGCAGCACCGAAAGUGACAGCAGCGUCAGUGGGGACAGUUCAGAUGAAGACUCUGACACUUCGGAGGGUGAAGCUGACGAUGACACACAAGAGGCUUAAGGAAAUGCACAGUGUUAUUUCUUUUUCUCAUACUUCUUGUUGAAUAAAACCAGCACAGCAUUUGCUUCCUAUUGUACCUGACAGUCUGGGCUGACCGCCAGCUCUAAGUGACCCUGAGGUGGACUAAGAAGGGGAGAAUUGAUGGCUGGUUUGGAUCCAUGUUUUAAUCCAGUGUUUGACCCACGCAGUAGGAUGGACUGACGACUAAUAUCAGUGGUGAGACUCGGCCAAAGUGUUGGACUGGAAAACACCAGGCUGUCCAUGCCGUCCUACCCAGUGACCCGUUUAAGACCCCAAGUGAUUCACGUCACCAGCCUGUGCUCUAUUUGUGUAGUAAUGCAUACACUACUGUACUUGGCCUUGUAAGCCACUUUGGAGUGAAGUUACAGCAGUAAAUAAAUUCAGUGUACGUUACUCAA